GGGUUUGUCUUUUUCUCUACUUACACCAUUUUCACUCAUUUUCCACCUUCUUCUCUUUCCUCCUCAUUUUCUCGCAUUUUCAGCUUCAUUUUCUCGGGAAAAAACAUGGUGAAGGGUCCAGGUCUCUACUCCGAUAUCGGCAAAAGAGCUCGAGAUCUUCUGUUCAAAGAUUAUCAGAAUGACCACAAGUUCACUGUCACAACUCAAACUUUAUCUGGAGUGGAAAUCACUUCAAGUGGAGUCAGGAAGGGUGAGAUAUUUUUGGCUGAUGUCAGCACUAAGGUGAAGAACAAGAACAUCACCACCGAUAUCAAAGUAGACACGAACUCAAAUCUACUCACAACAAUUACUGUGGAUGAACCUGCACCCGGACUCAAGACAAUUUUUAGCUUCAUUUUUCCAGAUCAAAAUUCUGCCAAGGUGGAACUACAGUACCAGCAUGAGUAUGUUGGGAUCAAUACUAGUAUUGGGUUGACAGCAAGUCCCAUUGUUAAUUUCUCUAGCGUGAUUGGAAAUAAUUUGGUUUCCGUCGGUUCAGAUGUUUCCUUUGAUACUGCCUCUGGCAACUUUAUCAAAUACAAUGCAGGGUUGAAUGUUACUCAUGCUGACCUUAUUGCAUCUCUAACUAUCAAUGAUAAAGGUGACACCCUUAAUGCUUCGUAUUACCAUGUUGUAAGCCCACUGACUAACACUGCUGUUGGGGCGGAGCUUUCACGUAGCUUUUCCAGCAACGAGAAUUUACUCACUAUCGGCACACAACAUGCUCUUGACCCCAUAACCUUGUUGAAAGCUCGGGUGAACAAUUACGGAAGGGCAAGUGCUCUGAUCCAGCAUGACUGGAAUCCAAGAACACGUAUCUCUCUCGUUGGGGAAGUUGAUACCGUGGCCAUUCAAAAGAGUGCAAAGGUUGGUCUUGCGUUGGCCUUGAAGCCUUAAACGUGGUGAUCUUGUUAUUGAUAGCUGUUUGUCGGGUGAUGUAGGCAAUAAGUUUAGUGGUAGGGUUUCACUUUCCCAUUGAACCUUUGGACCUUCAUUUUGGAACUGUUAAUUUCUUAAUGUAAUGGUUGGUUCAGGGUGAAAAAUCAAUAAGCACAGGACAAUUUUCAAAUUUGUAGUUAUUCAACAAAUCCACCUGAACCUCAUUAAUUUAGAUGCACCUUUGAGUAAGUUUUUGAACAUGGAAGGUGAUAGUCAUCAAUAUGAAUGUGGAUGAGUGUAUAUCGAAGCUCUGAUUUAUGGUAUUUCCUUUUAUAAUA
Cicer arietinum (chickpea) is the source of this 1256-nucleotide messenger RNA. RefSeq names its product voltage dependent anion channel protein. Gene Ontology annotation, molecular function: voltage-gated monoatomic anion channel activity. The record is from RefSeq and is a predicted model, not a curated record. Gene Ontology annotation, cellular component: mitochondrial outer membrane. Lineage: Eukaryota; Viridiplantae; Streptophyta; Magnoliopsida; Fabales; Fabaceae. Gene Ontology annotation, biological process: monoatomic anion transmembrane transport.